CCUUCCUCUGGCUGCUCUGGGAUCCUGCUUUCUGCUCCUUGCCUGGCCUUGUAGAAGGGAAAAUCCUGUCCUGUUCAUUCCUGACAGUUCUCUGCCCAAGACCUUUCUCUGUCCAACAGCCUGAUCCUGUCAAGCUUGCCGACAUGUACAGUUUCAUGGGUGCUGGCCUGUUCUGUGCGUUCAUGGGGAACGUCCUGCUGGUGGUGUCGACGGCAACCGACUACUGGAUGCAGUACCGCCUUUCAGGCAGCUUUGCCCACCAGGGGCUCUGGAGAUAUUGCAUUGCAAACAAAUGCUACAUCCAAACGGACAGCAUAGCCUACUGGAAUGCGACCAGAGCGUUUAUGAUCCUGGCUGCGAUGUCGUGUUUCGCUGGUCUGAUUGCGGGAGCUCUCGCUUUCGCUCAGUUCAGUUUCUUUGAGAGAUUCAACCACACGCUUGCUGCUGGAAUCCUGUUCCUCAUCUCGAUGUUCCUGCUGCUCAUUGCGAUGGCUGUCUACACGGGAGUUACCGUUAACUUCCUUGGGAAGCGUUUUGGGGACUGGCGAUUCUCCUGGUCCUACAUCCUAGGCUGGGUGGCAAUGCUUCUCACCUUCUUUGCAGGAAUAUUUUAUCUGUGCGCCUACCGGAUGAGUGAGGGUCGCAGGAUGUCGGGACCCCGCUAGGAGCUGUCAUCCUGGAACUGGGAACAUCCAGCUCCUUUCCUGAACCUGCCUGGGACUUGGGAUACCUGAGCAGCCAGGAGUUUGAUCAGAAACUGUUUUUAUUGAGUUGUGGGUGAAAGCCCGAUUCCGAUUCCAGGCUGGAGUACUCCUGAAAAUCCAUUAAACAUGCAUCAAGCUGCAGAGAGACAGAAAUACAGAGUUCUUUUGAGCAUCUCAGGGUUUUGUGUCUGACUUUCCAUUUAAUUCUCAGAUCCAUGC
This is a messenger RNA of Stegostoma tigrinum, 923 nucleotides long. Its product is annotated as lens fiber membrane intrinsic protein-like. Bases 144 to 665 code for a protein of 173 amino acids. Gene Ontology annotation, cellular component: plasma membrane. Gene Ontology annotation, molecular function: structural constituent of eye lens. NCBI's taxonomy places the organism in Eukaryota, Metazoa, Chordata, Chondrichthyes, Orectolobiformes, Stegostomatidae. The transcript has 5 exons. The record is from RefSeq and is a predicted model, not a curated record.